Kockovaella imperatae is the source of this 843-nucleotide messenger RNA. RefSeq lists its product as hypothetical. The annotation marks the transcript as partial. The transcript has 4 exons. NCBI's taxonomy places the organism in Eukaryota, Fungi, Basidiomycota, Tremellomycetes, Tremellales, Cuniculitremaceae. The record is from RefSeq and is a predicted model, not a curated record.
GUACUGCCGAUCAUGGCGUACAGUCAUAACGACGAGAUGCAAGGGGAGAAUGCCCUGGCAUUGGCUCUGUCCCUUGGUUUCAGCUCGAUAGAAAUCGAUCUCCCACUUCCUGGACAGGAUUCCACGUACCAACUUGUGGUUGGUCAUCGAGAGUCCGACCUGAACGAACGAUCCCUGGCGCACACAUAUCUGAAUCCAUUGUUGACGACGUUGAACGAGCGAAAUGAAGGGAAGAACGUAUCGGCAGGUCAAUGGACCGGACUGUACGAGUCUAGACCGAGAGCGCAAGUCCAGUUAGUCAUCGACUUUAAAUCCCACGGAGAAGCCAUGUGGCCGUACCUCGUUUCUGCGCUUGAGCCACUCCGCACAGCUGGAUUCUUGACGACAUAUCACGUUGAAUCCAAGCGAUGGUCAGCGGGUCCACUCAUCGUCGUUGGAACGGGUAAUGCACCGUUGUCCGAGAUCUACCAUGCUCCCCACAGGGACAUCUUCUACGACGCUCCGUUGAUGAAUUUGGAAGAACCAGUGACGAUUCCUGCGUCUUCGGCUCGUGAUGAGGUGACGUUCCAAUGGACCCCCGAUAUCUCUCCGAUGGCCAGUGCGAAAUUCCCCGCCAUGUAUCAUCUCGGGAUGGAGUUGCCUCCAUGGAGUUUCAUCGAAAAGUGGCUUAGGGGCUACACCGACGAAGCUAGACGGCGAGGCAUCAAGUCCCGUUGGUGGGGUACAGCGAGAAUGACACAGGGUAUAAGGAAGAGACUGUGGAUGAUGAUCAGUCGAGGUGGAGCGGAUUGGUUAGGAGGUGACGAUCUGCCAGAGCUGGCUCAGUGGAUCAGGUCAUCGUGA